AUGGAGGCGUCUGACAUUGGAAAGGUGGUCGGAAAUGUGUUCGCCGGACGAGCUCUAGGAUUUUCAUGGUUCUUUGAUCGUGAGGCCAUUCAAGAUAGAGUGCCAGAUUUCCCCGCCAAGUAUGAAGGGAAAACAAUUGAGAGAGCUCUUCACCGGAAUAAUUUAAAGAAGAAGCUCAUACUUCCGGCCACUCUACUUGUGGUCGAGCCCAUCUACCAAGUUCUUAAUGUAGAAGCUGCGACUGAGGUCGUGGAGGGGCCUGCGGCUACCACUGAGCCGGUUGUUGAAGCCGACUCCCAGGUCACUGUUGACCAAGUUAUUGCCGAACCCACUUCCGACCAGGCUGUUGUCGAGGGAUCUUCUGCUUCUCCUUCAUAG
Molecule: messenger RNA, 378 nt
Organism: Striga asiatica
Lineage: Eukaryota; Viridiplantae; Streptophyta; Magnoliopsida; Lamiales; Orobanchaceae
Source: the annotation of a GenBank genome assembly